CAUAGCAUGGCGACGAGCGCCCAAAACCGGGUGUAAGACUGCGCUCUCCAAAUUUUGUUCAACGCUGUGUUCUAAAAAUUUCCUCACUCAUUUCGCUUGGUGAGAUCCGAUUGAAUACAUCGCCGCACAGGAGCUCUCCAAAGGCUACGAAAUGUCAGGCAAAAACACUCUGUUCAGCUACUUUAAACGUGUUGAGAAAGCACCAGUCCAGAAGGCUGUUGUUGCUGACAGCCCAGAAAAGGAUGACGAAGAAAAGACCAAAAACGACGAGAACAGUCCCAAGAAUACGAGUACUCCUCAGGCCAAAAAGAUCAAAAAGUCAGAUACGUCUCCUGAGAGUACCAACAAGAAAAGGAAGGUAGAGAAAAAAGAAACUCCCAAAGACAAAGGCGGGAAGAAAAAUAAUUCAAAGAAAAGCAGCACACCCAGAACCGCAGGGAAAAAGUUCAAAAGGAUUAGCGUAGCCAAUGAAUCUUCAGACGAAGAAACUGCUGUUGGUAACAAGAAGAGAAAGGUAUCAGCAGAAGAUGGUGAUAAGGAUAACUGGAAGCCUGAGUCUGACGAGAGUGAAAGCGAGGAAGAUGUCGAUGAGAGUGUCAGCGAGGAAUCUGACUUUUCUGCAGAAGAUUCUGAGGAAGAGGAGAAGCAAAAUAAAAAGAAAAGCUCCAGCAAGAAGAAGCCAGUUAAACUGAACACAUCGGUGCUCAACACUUCAGUCAGCAAGGAUGAAAAGAAAACAGUGAAGGGUGGACAACUUGGAGAGAAGGUUUGGGCUCACUUGAAAUAUGAAUUUUUGAAGCCAAACAAUAUCAGAGAUGCAAGCAAGAAAAGACCUAACGAAGAGGGCUACAAUCCUCACACUCUGUAUGUUCCUCCAGACUUUGUAAAGACAUUGACUCCUGCCAUGAAACAAUGGUGGGAAAUCAAAUCCAAACACUUCGACUGCGUCAUUUUCAUCAAGUUGGGCAAAUUCUACGAACUGUAUCACAUGGACGCCACUACUGGGGUCAAUGAGCUCAACUUGGUCUACAUGAAUCAUCCAGAGGUGGCCCAUGCUGGUUUUCCAGAGGCAGCCUACGCCAGGUAUGCCAGUGCAUUGGUGGAGAAGAACUACAAAGUGGCCAGGGUGGAGCAAACUGAGACGCCAGAUAUGAUGGCAGAGAGAUGCAAAACUAUCCGCAACCCCACCAAGUUUGACAAGGUGGUCAGGAGGGAGGUGUGCCAAAUCACCAGCAAAGGCACUCGCUUGUACUUGGCCAUUGAGGGUGAUCCUUCGACUGAGGACCACCUUUACCUGUUCUCUAUCACUGAGGGAAAAUCAAGCUCCAACAAACCCAUUUACGGAGUCUGCUUUGUAGACACUUCUGUUGGUUCCUUCCAUGUUGGACAGUUUGAGGAUGACAGGUACCAGUCGCAGUUGAGGACUCUUCUUGCAAUGCAUCCUCCAGCUCAUGUGCUGCUUGAUCGUGGAAAAGUGAGCGCUGAAACAAAGCAUGUGUUGGAGACUACUGCUCAUUCGGCCAUAAUUGAAUCGCUGGCUAACAAAGUUGAGUUUCUCAGCGCUACCGAGUGUCUCAUCAAACUUCAUGAGAACAAAUAUUUCAAGAAUGACGAGGAAGGAAAUCCUCAGUGGCCAUCAGUCCUUGCUGAGAUGACCAGUUUCAAGGAUUUGAGGACGCCGGAACCGGACAAAGAGCUGGCGCUCAGUGCUCUGGGUGGCUGUCUAUGGUACCUGAUUGACUCCAAGAUUGAUUUGCAGCUUGUCUGCAUUGAAAAUUUCAACUUGUACCAGCCUGAACUGUUUGAAAAGCAGCUCGAGAAGAAGAGCCUCAAAACAUUGAUGGGCAAGAUGGUUUUGGAUGCGACAACCAUGCAAAAUCUUGAUGUGGUGGAGUAUUCAGAGACAGGAGAGAAGGAGAACAGUUUGUUAGGAAAGCUGGAUAAUUGUUGCACUGCGUUUGGGAAACGCUUACUGAGAGAUUGGUUGUGUUCCCCUCUGUGCUCUGUGAGUGCCAUCCAGAGACGCCAGGAGGCUGUGACAGCCUUGAUGAAAAUGCCCUCUGAAUGCGAAAAAGCUCGAAAAAUCCUCAAGGAACUGCCAGAUCUAGAGCGCUCUCUGACUAAGAUUUCCAUUUAUGGAAACGCUUUGACUGCUGCAAAUCAUCCUGAAUCUCGUGCCAUCUUCUAUGAAGACUUCUCCAAGAAGAAAAUCGGCAACUUCCUCUUGCUUCUCAAAGGCUUUGAGAAAGCUUUGAAAGCACUUGACUUCUUCCAAGGUACAAAUGAAGAGUUACCUCAGCUGCUGCGAAAGCUAACCAGAACAGCUGACUUUGAUGAAGAAGGCAGAUUCCCUGAGUACAAAGAUGUUCUCAACUUUUUCAAGGAAGCAUUUGAUGCAGAGGAGGCCCUAAAAACGGGAAAAAUUGCCCCAAGAAAAGGUGUUGAUCCAGAAUUUGAAGCAUGCUGCCAAAAGUUGCAAGAUUUGGAUGAUGAGCUCAAAGACCACUUAAGGGAGGUGAAGAGCAAGUUGCGGUGCGAGGCUAAAUACAUUGGAACAGACAAGAAAAGAUUCCAGAUUGAAAUCCCAGAAAAGGUGGUUGUUCCAAUGAACUUUGAGCUCUCAUCAUCUCGCAAGGGCUUCAAACGAUACUACAGCCCCGAAUCCAAGGAACUUCUAGUAAAAAUGCAGGCAGCAGAAACUGAAAAGAAAGAGUACCUUCUGGACAUCAACAGAAGAAUGUUUGCCAAGUUCUCUGAUAGUGCUACCCUGUGGAGAGCGGCCACUGAUUGCCUGGCAAUUUUGGAUGUUCUCCUGUCCAUCGCCAUGUAUGGCACCAAGGAGGACACCUGCAUGCCAGUGUUUUACGAGCCCUCUGAGGAUAGACCUCCUUUUGUGGAUAUCAAAAAUGGUCGGCUUCCAACCACCAAGCUAGUUGACUUCAUCCCAAACGACACAGUCAUCGGUGUGGAAGGCGUCCAACUGCUCUUGCUAACUGGCCCCAAUAUGGGAGGCAAGUCAACAUUGAUGAGGCAGUUUGGUCUGAUUGUCAUCAUGGCGCAAAUCGGCUGCCCUGUUCCUGCUGAGGAGUGCAGUCUGACCAGCGUGGACAGGAUUUUUACCAGAAUCGGAGCAAGGGACCACAUUCUAGCUGGUGAAAGCACUUUCUUUGUUGAAAUGAGUGAAACCUCAGCCAUCCUCAAGCACGCUAGCGACAGAUCAAUUGUUUUAGUUGAUGAGCUUGGUCGAGGAACAAGCACAUUUGAUGGCGCUGCGAUCGCCUCAGCGGUUUUAGAGGAUUUGGUAGAAAAGCAUUGUCUGACAAUCUUUUCCACGCACUACCACUUCUUGGUGGAGGAGCACGUUCACACCAACAACAUUUCCCUUGUGCACAUGGCCUGCAUGGAGGAGGAUGAAGAUGACGAUGAAGCCAAAGUAGAGAACGUCACUCUGCUAUACAAGCUCAGUCCAGGCGCAUGUCCCAGUUCCUACGGCUUCAACGCUGCCAGACUCGCUGGCCUUCCAGAGCAAGUGGUGCUUAGAGCCAAGCAGCAGGCGCUCAAGUUGCAGAGCCAUCCCAAGAAGAUGAAAAGUUUUGUCGAGUUGAUGAUGCUCAAGAAGGACAACGUCGAACGCAUCAAGGAGCUUGUCACCUUACUCAAAAAAGGAAUCAAAUUUUAGAGCAAUCUCCUUUUGCUAUACUCUUACCUCAUUUUGUUUUAAAUUUGAAGAAUAAUAUGUUAAUAGAUCCCCAGCAGAUCAAUAAAAAUUGAAUAUGAUUCACA
Molecule: messenger RNA, 3783 nt
Organism: Cloeon dipterum
Lineage: Eukaryota; Metazoa; Arthropoda; Insecta; Ephemeroptera; Baetidae
Gene: Msh6
Product: DNA mismatch repair protein Msh6
Exons: 18
Coding region: 152-3679 (1175 amino acids)
Biological process (GO): mismatch repair
Cellular component (GO): nucleus; MutSalpha complex
Molecular function (GO): ATP-dependent DNA damage sensor activity; mismatched DNA binding; ATP binding
Source: RefSeq, a predicted model, not a curated record